This is a messenger RNA of Danio rerio (zebrafish), 1953 nucleotides long. Lineage: Eukaryota; Metazoa; Chordata; Actinopteri; Cypriniformes; Danionidae. The record is from RefSeq and is a predicted model, not a curated record.
ACACACACACACACACACACACACAUACGGGGAGAGAAAAGAGCGGCUGCAGAUCAGACUCUUUGUUAUUACACACUGUCACUGAUCUCCAUAGACCUCACAGGACAUGAAGGCUGAACUGUUGCUAGUUUCUGCGGUCUGACAGGAGGAUCUGCUGUUUGUGCGGUGUGUGUGCGUGUGUGCGUGCGUGUGUGUGUUUAUUUGGAUGCGGUGCUGGAGGAUCGUGUGCGGUGAAUGCAUGUAUGGUGCGUCUGCCAUCUGGACUCACACGCUAGCUCGCUAGCAUCAGGCUAGCCGAAAAUUAUCAAAACAUAAGUGACCGAGGAGGAAUAAAAUCCCGUUUCCAUGGACAACACGUCCAUCAUUACCCAGGUAGCAAAUCCAAAGGAGGAAGAGAUCCUUUCUUCUUGCCAAGAAAAAGUCUCCCAGUCCAAUAGCAGUUUAAAGAAACACAGGAACCGAAGUAUCUUUAGUCCCUUCUUCUGCUGUUUCCGGGACUAUAAUGCAGAGCCACCAGCCACCAACAACAAGACCUGCUCGCUCCCUCCACCUGCCGAGGAUAACAGCAGCUCUCCAAAGUGUGAUCAGGUCCAGGUCAUUCCUAUUCCCAGUCCUCCAGCCAAAUACAUUUUGCCUGAGGUCAGCAUUAAUGAUUACGGCAAGAACUGUGUGGUCAUUGACCUGGACGAGACCCUUGUGCACAGCUCCUUCAAGCCCAUCAGCAAUGCAGACUUUAUAGUCCCUGUGGAGAUCGACGGAACAGUUCAUCAGGUGUAUGUGCUGAAAAGGCCUCAUGUGGACGAGUUUCUGCAGAAAAUGGGCGAAAUGUUUGAAUGUGUUCUUUUUACAGCCAGCCUGGCUAAGUACGCUGACCCUGUAGCAGACCUGCUGGACCAGUGGGGGGUGUUCAGGGCUCGGCUCUUCAGGGAAUCCUGUGUGUUUCACCGGGGAAACUACGUCAAAGACCUCAGCCGACUGGGCCGAGAGCUCAACAAGGUCAUCAUCGUGGACAACUCACCUGCCUCCUACAUCUUCCACCCAGAGAACGCUGUGCCAGUUCAGUCGUGGUUUGAUGACAUGACAGACACAGAGCUCCUGGAUUUACUGCCACUGUUUGAAGGCCUAAGCCGAGAGACUGACGUUUACAGUGUGUUACAGAGCCUGAGGGACAGGUAGCACACGGGCUCAACACUGCCUCCAAAACACCACCCUCCAUCCAUCAUCCAUCCAUCCGUCCGUCCGUUCAGUUCUGGCCUUCAGAGGAUGCCAUUCAUCCAACCAACUACUCCAGAUCCUCAAUGGACCAAGGGCCUACAAUAAUCCUUGGCAAGCAAAUACACAUCUGAGUUCACCUUUUGACGCACAAUGAAAAUAAGUAAAACAAAGCGUCAUUUUUUUUUUUUUUUUAAGAAACACGAGUUUAAUAUUCUUGAAUAUAAAAAAGAUCAACAAGACAUGCUAUUUUUCUGGACCGGCGUGUAAACACUUUCAACUUUUUGUUUUUCAGUUCAGGCUAUGCAGGCAGUCUUCAUCAGUAGUUCCAACAACUGUGAUUUGUUUUUGUUUUUUUAUUUCGUUUUGUUCUCUUGUACCAAACAAAGUGCCUUCUGACUGUUGUUUUUAUGAGGACAUGUUUUUUGUAUGCUGCAUAUUUACAGUUCGAAACCUUUAAACCAACCCUUACUGUAAGACCAAGGUAAACGGUGAGUCUUUUGAUGGAAAAAAAAACGCAGACUUUUCACUGGACUGGAGAGAAGCAGAUGCGCUUGUUUUCUUGGGUUCUUUUAAUGCCUUUGAAAAUAUAGCAAGUAUUGUGUUCAAAAGAAGCGUUUGCAUCUAUUAGCCAACUGUGAUCUGAACUAAUAACGCUACAUAUAUUGUAAAAAAAAAACAAUCCAAUACGUCAGGAUCUGAAAUUAUUAAUCAUCGUGGAAAUAAAAGAUGCAAUCAGUA